Lytechinus pictus (painted urchin) is the source of this 5047-nucleotide messenger RNA. RefSeq names its product ADP-ribosylation factor 4-like. The record is from RefSeq and is a predicted model, not a curated record. Gene Ontology annotation, biological process: vesicle-mediated transport; intracellular protein transport. The transcript is spliced from 6 exons. Gene Ontology annotation, molecular function: GTP binding; GTPase activity. Lineage: Eukaryota; Metazoa; Echinodermata; Echinoidea; Temnopleuroida; Toxopneustidae. Gene Ontology annotation, cellular component: cytoplasm; plasma membrane. The coding region runs from base 168 to 707 and encodes 179 amino acids.
GUUCGUGCAGCGCGCAUACAUUACACGUAUAUGAAUUGACGUGGCACGACUGUACUUCUCACGAUCUUAGACUCUGGCCAAAGUUUCUAAAUUGCUUAUUAUUACCCAAGGAAAGAAAGGAAUUUUCAAAAAUCUAGAUUGACGUGUUACCACAUACCAACUUGAAGAUGGGAUUGUAUUUUUCAAGUGCUUUCAAUAAACUUUUCGGCAGUAAAACUGUCAGAAUAUUAAUGGUUGGACUGGAUGCUGCAGGGAAAACCACAAUCCUGUACAAACUAAAGCUAGGAGAAAUUGUGACUACCAUUCCAACAAUAGGAUUUAAUGUGGAGACUGUGGAAUACAAGAACAUCAAUUUCACAGUUUGGGAUGUAGGUGGCCAGGACAAAAUCCGACCACUUUGGAGGCACUACUUCCAAAACACACAGGGUCUGAUCUUUGUUGUAGACAGUAAUGACAGAGAAAGAAUGGAUGAUGCAAAGGAAGAACUCAGCAGAUUAUUGGAUGAGCAAGACUUAAAGGACUCGGUUAUACUGGUAUUUGCCAACAAACAGGACCUCCCGCAAGCUAUGAGUAUCGGGGAUAUGACAUCUAAAUUUUCAGACUGCCUGCAAAAAAAAAACUAUUUUAUUCAGACUGCAUGUGCAACGCAGGGUACAGGACUUUACGAGGGAUUGGAUUGGCUAUCACAACAGCUCGCCAAGAAGUGAUUUCCCUGCCAUUAUCUAUAGACUUUAUUCCCCUGCAUUUAUAUUCUGCACAAUUUGGCAUGGUGUCUUGUAGUAAUAUCCUGUGUAUACUGUAAAUUCAGCAUUGUCCAGCAACCAACAGGAUCCUUUUCCAUGCGACGGUUAUGGACAUCUGGUUAAAGCUUGUCGAAUAUCAGAUUUUUUUUUCCCUGAGAAAUUUCAGGAUACCAUCACAAGACACAAGAGAUACAAAAUUCCUUUCUUGUAUGUCACAUCUUGAAGAAAUUAUAUUCAUAAGACAUUUGCUUUGAAGAUUGACAAAUUUUCCAGAUUUAUCCCUGGGAGUGUAAGGAAAUAUACCAUUACAGUAGGUAAGAAUUUCCUUCUUGUAUGUUGCAUUCUUUAAGAAACUAUUUUUAACAUUAUGUGAAUUUCUGUGACUCAACAAAAUUUAAGUCAAUGUUUAACAGUUAGUAUUAAAUUCACUUUCCAUGUCAAGGACUGUAUAGAUCUUAGAUUUUUAUCAUUUCAUCAUCAACAGUUUACCAUGAAGUCAAUUUCAGAGAUUAUAUUGUAGAAGCUUGGAUGUUUGUUGUGAAAAUUUCUGAGUCUAUGAACUUGAGAAAUUUGUUUACUCUGUCAUUGUUUCAAACCAAAGCCAAAUUAAAAAAAAACAUAGAUAGAACAACUCUUGAAUUUGUAUUUGUUAGUAGAAGAUAAUUCUGUGGAAUAUUAGCAUAUGAUAUUUAUAUGGUACUUUUCAUUCUAAUAGUCUGUGGAAUUUUCACAUUAUACUCAACAGCUGAGAAUAGGAUAACAGUGAUAUUCCAAGAGUAAGGGCCAAUAUCAUGUGAUCAAGUGGAAUAUUUCUAGCAUUCCAUGUAAUGAAGCCAUCCAAUAUAAUUAUUUAAAAAAAGGGUAAUUGAGAAAAUCAUGUCACUUAUCACAAUUAGUUAUUAUGUCCCCAAUUCAUGAAAUCAGUUUAAUCAUAAAAAUGUGACUUACAUGUAGCUCUUUAUGGCAUCAUAGUGCAAUGCUCAUUGCCCACAUUGUCUAUUUUGUGCAUUUUCACAUGCACAUUUGACAGUGCAAUAUGGUACCAUAUUGAACAGCAAGUCUUGUACAGUAGCCCAUGGGAUUUUUUGUCAGACUUUGGUGCUUUGCGCAAUACGCUCUCAUACUGCACAGGAAAUCAUGCAGACAAAAGAAAUGAUUUUGAUGCAUCGUUAACCCAAUAUAGAUAAUAAUGGCUUAUAUUUAUGUGGCACUUUUCAUGUUUGAUAUUAAAUGCAUUUAGUACCUAUUGAAAGUCCAGGUUUGCAUCCCCUCUGUGUAAAGAUUAAUGAUGAUGUCCCCACAUUUUUAUUUCCUCAAAUUGUUUAAACCAUCACACUUCAUUAUUGUCUAUGUUGAUUAAUUCUGAUAGCAAAUAUCAAACUGAUUUUUCAAAGGUUUAGGUAAUUAUGUGGGAAAGUCAUGCAUUUCUUUUUAGACAUUAGUUUGGGUAGUGAGAUAACAGCAUGAUAAACAGUGAAAUAAUGGGGAUAUUCAAGUGCUUUUACUGCUACAUUUGCAGAGAUACAUGCUCAUCCACAAUGAGUAGAAAAGGUAUGUGGAUUGACAUCAUUAUCAACUACCUUAAUCAAGUAUCACAUCCGAGAAUAUAGCCUAUAUAUAUAUAUAUCAGUCUUAUCUGAUUUUCUCCUCAUGUGUGCAGAAAAUGUGGCAGAUUAAAAUCAUAUGCCCAGAUUGACUUGCAUUUUAUGCACAUAAUUUAAUCAACGAUGAUUGAAUACAUGUUCAACACUUUUCAUUGUGCACAUUUGCACUUCUCUUAUUGAACCAACCACACAACAUGAUAUGCCAAGUUGAUGGCAUAUUUUUAUUGUGCUUGAGAUAUUAUAACUCUUCUAAGUUAGUCCAAUGGUUGGUUGAAUAUCUUGCUACUUCUGCAGCGAUAAAUGUUUGUUUUGUUAUAUUUAUUUUAUAUUUGUUGCUCUUGAGGGAGAUACCACAUGUAUUGUCCAAAUUUCAGUCAAGUCUGCGUAAGUAGACCUUUCAUGAGCUUGAUAGUUUAGUUCGGUGUAUAUAUUUCAAUCAUAAAAAUAUAAUGUACAAGAGUAACAUAUACAGCAAAUAUAGCUUGAAGAUGUGGAAGAAAAGGAGACUUAAAAGUAGGUUCGCAAAACUUUUAAGGAAUAGUCCCCAACAAUAAAUGUGACAAGAUUACUUGGUUUUACAUUUAACAAAGUUUGAAAUAAUUGCCCAUGUCGAACAUAUUGUUUGUCCUAAGAGAUUUCGGCACACUCACCCGUAAAUGAUGGUAAAGAUGGUCUUUGAAUGUGGUACUUCUCCCUGAAGUAUCAGCUAGUGGAAAUGACACAAUAUGACUUUAUUUUUCAUUUAAUUGAUCAUUAGGAAUAAUGAAUAUAUUUCAUCCCCUUUUUUCACCUCCCCCCUUCUCUGGUAGUACCAUCCCCCGGACAACAAAAAAUGAAUAUGUAUAGGGAGACAAGGAAAAUACAAAUAAUAAACUCCUCUUCUUCCUAUUGCUCAUGAAAACUACUCUCAUAGAGUUUUGUAAAUGACUGACUUAUAUCUGAUUCAAUGUUGCUGUUGUAUCUUGGGUUUUCAAAAGGCAUGUACUAUUCAGAUAUGAAUAUUUAAGAAUAUUUAUGAAUAUUUCAAGUAACCAUAUUGUAUAGACUUGAACAUAGCACUUGACAGAUUUGUUUUCUACUGUUGUACCAGUAAUUUGCUAACACUAUAUUUCUUAGGACGUUUUGUCACAUUGACCCGUGUUCCAAAGUCCAGUUUAACUUAAACAUGGUUCAAGUCUGUGCUCAAUUUAUGGGAAGCCAAUAAUGUCAAAUUUUGUUAACAUAGUAGAUUCCUUAUUUUUAUUUUUACGGUAUUAUGUCUAUGGUGAAGAGAUAUGUUUAAGUUAUUAUUCCCAGACAUUUUUUAAUGAAUGCAUUGGGCACCAAAUGUACUAAUGAAUCAAGCCUCUACUGUUAGAGGUCUAUGUCAAAGUUGGCUGUCCAUAGUUAAACCACAACUUUACACCAGAGUUGAAUUAAAUCAGAGUUCAGUAUAUGGGCCAUUGUCAUGUAGUUUUUCUUUUAAUCUAUUUUCCCAAUAAUCCUGAUGCAUUCCACCAUUUCAUAAUCUGUUUAUAUCAUUUAUUUAGUUCAUCGCAGAAGUAACGCGUACUGUAAGAAAAGGGAAGGAAUUUAAAAUAUUAGUUUGCUUAAAGUCCUAGCUUACUAGGCUUGGUAUCUGAAUGAUUUUUUUCUAUAUUUUCCUCAAUGUUUAUCACAAUAUAGGUGUAGUAUUCAUUCACUUGGUGGAAAUUUAAGCUGAAAGUUUCAUAGUUUUAGAUCAAUUUUGUUGUCUACUUUGGAGACAAAAUAUUCUCCAUCUCAAUUUGCACUUUGCUUCAAAUCAAAAUUGUAAAUAUAACAACUUGAAUAUACUGACAAUUCCCCCCCCCCCUACAUGAAAAAUUUAAGAUAUAUGUAUACAGAAUUAUUGCUUUUAAUAUACAGUAGUGAUUAUUAUGUUUUACAUGUAAGAGGAAGGAAAGUGUGAUUCUGGGUUGAUAGGAGGAAAGUUUCAAUAUAACCAUGUGCUAUUCACAUUAACUGAUAAAGGAGUUGUAAAUAGCGAAAAUCUUAGAAAUAUAUAAAUUUCCAUGUAGAUAUUUUGGCAUAUACAUGCUAAACAAUAGGUUUGAUGGGUAGAUUUUUCACUUAUGCACAGUUUUGUUUAAUUUGAUAUUUUUUUUGCCUUUCUUUUCAUGAUUUUCACUGUAAUUUUCACGAAAAAUUGUGUUUUACAUGAAAUUCUGUUAAUUCCAUGUUCUUCACGAAUUCCAUUAUUUGUUUCUGUUUUCCUCGUAUUGGAAAAUUUGGGUUUUUCAUAUUUAUUUGAAACAAAUUUGCUGCCAUGUACACAGAAUGAGGUCUCUGCUAAAAAAAUAUAAAUAAUGGCCCCAAUGGCCUUAUUAUACAGAGCUUCUUGAUGGGAGAUUUAAAAAAAAACAAUCCUAGGUAUUGUUUCCAUGUAAGUGUUCUCUUUCUUCUUUGUUAUUCUUAUUUAUUCAUUGUUUUUGUAUGUUCCAUUACAGAUAUUGUGAAAGUAAAUAAUUAUUUUACAAUGUUAGUAGUUACCUAAAAAAAGGACAUUUAGUGUGGGGCUGUAUGGGGAUUUAGUUUCUUUAUUGCAUAAUGUAUGACUCUGCCAUUGUUAAAAGAUGACAGAAAUAUUACUUGUGAUUUAGUUACACAGAUGAGAGCUACAUUGAUUACAACACUGUAUGAUAAAGAUUGAUGAAAUGAAUAAUACAAAUAUCAUGUAAA